AUGGAGUUCUUUCUGCGUAAAGCUGGACACCCGAACCUGCAGGUGCGGACGGUGCCUGAUGGGACCGUGGCUGAAUUUCCCAUCGCCAAUGUCAGCCGGGAAGAUGGAGGGAGCUACACCUGCGACUAUCGCUCCAUAGCGGAUCAGAGUCGCACAUCGCAUCCCAGCGACCCCGUCGAGAUCAUUGUAGGAGAGCCCAGCUACACCAAACCCAGCAUCUCCCUGAGCCCCAGCCGGGGGGUCUCCCUGGGGGGAAACGUGAGCGUCUGGUGUCGGGGGCAGCGCCAGGAUGUGCGGUUUGUGCUGAAUAAAGAAGGACGCCAUUUCCCACCUGUGGAUUCGGACGACAUUGAGGUUGUGUUUCCCAUCAGCAACAUGCGCCGGGAGGACGGCGGGAGCUACAGCUGCUCCUAUCACAGCAGAUCAGAGCCCUUCGCCGUGUCGUACCCCAGCGACCCCGUGGAGCUGGUGCUGAGAGCGCCCGCUCCAGGCAGUGCCCCGGCCCGGGCUGAAUGA
This is a messenger RNA of Terrapene triunguis (Three-toed box turtle), 516 nucleotides long. RefSeq names its product leukocyte immunoglobulin-like receptor subfamily A member 6. The transcript has 3 exons. Lineage: Eukaryota; Metazoa; Chordata; Testudines; Emydidae. Bases 1 to 516 code for a protein of 171 amino acids. The record is from RefSeq and is a predicted model, not a curated record.